This is a messenger RNA of Salmo salar (Atlantic salmon), 4951 nucleotides long. Lineage: Eukaryota; Metazoa; Chordata; Actinopteri; Salmoniformes; Salmonidae. The record is from RefSeq and is a predicted model, not a curated record.
UUUUUUGCUCAGCGUAUUUAGCUUGCUAAUGUUAGCUAGCUAGCAAAACAGUUAGCAACAUCGCUAGCAUAACAGGUUAGCUAGCGAGCUUAAUUCCUGCCUUGCUUGCCAUGGCAUUGGCUAUUAGCUGGCUAGCUAACCAAGCAGGUUUGAUAUGAUGUAGCUAGCUAGCUUUCAAUAUGACCUGGCCAGCUAAAAUUCCUGCUAGCUCACAUUAGCUAGCUAUCUUGAUUCAAUGCUGAUUUGCAAGCUAAUGUUAGGUCGCUAGCAUUCGAGGGCUGACUGUUCUCAUAAGUUUGUGUAGUGCAAAAAUAAAUGAAGGAUCCAGCUAUGGUGGUAAUUUGUGUCAUGUCUAACUACUGCAGUACUGCUUGUCUAUGUGAUAGCUAACAGCAACAAGCCCAGACGAGCUAGCUAAACGGGGUGUCUGCAAAGAUUUUUAUAACUAACCCUAUCUGUGGUGUUAGCAGUGAUCAGCUGGUGGUUGCAUAGUAACUCUGGCAUCAGCCCAAAUUCUAAUCAAUCUGGCACCAGUUGUGAAUCUGGCACCAGUUGUGAAAUUUGAGCCAGCUCAAAUUUCGCCCUAAUUUUAAGUGCCAGUGGAAACGGAGCUUUGCUGGAUUAUUUUACAUAGGCUUUAAAAAAGUACUGCAGAUGGCUGCUGGUAAGCUUUUCUUGACAUGGACAUGAUUUUUGUUUAAACAGCUGCUCUUAGUGAAUCGGCUAUGUUAUAGUUUACACUUCCUCUACCAAUUAUAAUUUGGAGAGGUCAAAAUAUUGUGUUUUCCAGAUCCCCUCAAACAUUUUAAGUCAUCACUGGGCUGUACCAAUCAUUCAUGGAAAUAUGGUCAUGUUUCCAAUAUGGCCCCAUACAGCUGUUUAGCGGCCAUAUUGGAAAUGGCCGCAAGGGGGGGCAAAAUAUGUGAUGGCAAUGUAGCCCAAAAUACGUCUUUAGACAUACCCUAGCUGUGUGUGAAAUUUGGUGGCUCUAUCACAAAGCCCACCGUGUUUUUGUGUAGCUGCUGGAUUAUGGUCAAAAUGACCUCAAUAUGACCCCCAUUAAGGUCUUGAGUACUUAUGUCUAUAUUAUCUGUGGGGUUUAUUUAGUGGAGAGAGAACAUUACAAAGUAAUUUUGAUAUUGUUUGUGAUGAUUUUACCCUCUUUUCUUCUAACAGGAAAUCCGAAUGGCAACCAUUUUAUUCAAAUGGCCACCCUGGUUGACUGACAGGCUUCCCAGACUUUAAAAUGUUUCUUAAGGUAUGUAGUAUUAGUGUACAAAGUUUGAUCAUUUAUCAUAAAAUGCACUAUUGUUGCACCUAUCCACUGGACUAAUAUUAAACGGAUUUAAAGGGAACUCCCUCUGCUGGUAAUUUGCUGAAUGUGCAAUCCAAAAUGGGACCUAUAAUGUCAAAUUCUAUGUAAAAAUGGCCUUUACUACUAUAGCCCAUAGAAACACAUUGAAUAACAUAUUCAUAAAUGGCAAAAAAGACAAUAAAAAAAUAAAUCUUAAGGAAUAAGGUUUUGAAGUGUCUGUCCUAUAUCUAGGAGAUAUAAGAAAGCUUAGGAAAUGUUUUAGUUUUUUUGGACACAUAUUUAACGUCUUAUAUUUGUUGGCACAAAACUACCUUUAUACUUCCAUUCAUUUGUGUGGGUUACCUUCAGAUGAGUCCUGUGACACUUGUGGGGGACGUAGAACAAAACGAGAACACCAUCUCCCCUUUCCGCAGACACUACAGACGUUUUUGUGAGAAUUUAGCUCGGCCACCUUCCACCGCAGAUAUGGAAGGCCGACAUAGGCAGAUGUGGUUAAUUGAGACGCAGCCCAUGCAAAAAAAAUCUGUACCUUAAACUGACGAAUUUGGAUAGGGAUUAUGUUACAUAGGAUUUUAAUAUUCAUAUUUUAAUGUUGAAUAAAUGAAUGUAAAAAUUUGUAUUUCAGAAUCUAUACACUCCAUAUUUGAGAGCACACUAUAAGGGGCAUAAUGACGUCAAGAUGUUAUCUGUAUCUUGAACGGUUCGCGGAUCACAGGUGGCAUGUAUAGUUCUAAAAGGGGCCUAAAAUGGCCUCUUUCAUAGUGAUAAAAUAAUAAUAAUGUUUUGUGAUACAAAUGUAAAAAGCAUGUCAAACAUCCUUUCUAUGUGAGAAUUGUCAGAACAAUCUGAGAUACCAAAAAUUUUUCCACCUACGCUGAUGUGGAAUCGCCCCCUAGUUCACAACCUCAUUCAAUUAUAGCUGCUUGCAAUGGACAGGAAUCUAAACAGCUUUUACUUGUAUAUCAGUGAGAACCUGACGGCUGGUGAAGAAUUCCUCAGAUGCCUUGCAGCCAAUAAGCCAGUCCCUGACUUCCUCAAAGGACUGUCGGACUUAGGGAAGGCCGCCAAGGCACCAGGUGUACCAGAAGACCUGGGCUAUGAGAGGCAAAGACUCUGGAGAAAAUCUCGUAGUCCAGCAAAGGAAAGCAGGAGCAAGAGCCGAGCAAAGAGCCAGGUGAGAAGCAAGAGCCGUCCGCGCAGCAGAAGUCAUACCCGAAGAAAAAGCCAGGCAAGAAGCAAAAGCAGACCACGGAGCAGGAGUCACAGUCGUGGAAAGAGCCAGGUCAGAAGCAAAAGCAAGGCUCAUAGUAGCAGCCGGAGCCGAGGGAGAAGUCAGACAAGGAGCAAAAGCAGAGCAAGGAGUAGGAGUCGCAGCCGUGGAAAGUGUCAGGGCCGAGUGGAACAUCACCCAGACCACAGGGACAAAAGGAGCCCCAGUCGGAGCUGUAGCGGCAGCAGCAUCAGUAGUCACGCCUCCGCUUACAAUGACCCGCUCCAGUGCCUCAAACUGGAGGACAGUAUGCCUUCCAUCAAGAAUGCCAUUCUCACAAUCCAGGCCAAUAACUUCAGCAGAGAAAUCCAGAGUAGCAGUAUUCCAGGUUGGCCAGUCUCGGCCAGAAGACAGGAAUUUCUUCAAGUUCCGGAUGGGCCUAAUCCAGUCAGUGGACAGGAAGUUCCCCAGAUGAGACAGCAGGAAACUGACAGCAAUCUCCUCCCCCAUGAGAGAGUGGGCUGUGACUUCUUCUGGCUGCAGGGUACUAGGGAGGUCUCGCCCGUUCAGAAACCGGAGGAGGUUGAGGAUGAGGAGGACUUCCUUUAUGGGAAUGAGGAAAACCAGGCAAAACAACGCCCUGCCACCCUGCCUUUUGCACAGUCCACAACCAUUACCCAGAAAAGCUCUGCAGAGGUCUCACCGGCUGGCCCUCCUUACUAUCAAAGCAUGCCUCUGUUCGGGAACCAUGGUGAAAUCCAGGACUUCAAGAUGCCUCUUCCACUGGUCCAGUUCAGUGUGAGGCCUGAAGCGAGGGUACAGCCUGUCCCUGCUCCUGAUGUGAAACCUGCCCCCGCCCCCACUGUGAAGGAGUGUGAGAAGAUCAAGACCAUGCUGAAAACCAUUGGGCUGAAUCUGGGCACAGCAGAGAUCAGUAAGAUGAUGAUCAAGCUGCAGCAGCAGACGGAUGGGAAGAUGCCGGAGCAGAAGCAGGAGGAGAAACUAGCGUUACCAGCAACAAUGCUGCCUCUUCCUCUUGUAGCUGGGGAAUCACAGGAGCCCAGACUGGCCUCACCAGCACUUAGAACAGCACCAAUACGACAAGCACUGGAGUCUUUACAGUCCAUUAUUAAAGCAACAAGGGAGAAAAGGGCCGAUAGUGAUCCACAUGAUAGCAACCAUUCACAGAGGAAUUCAGACAAACAAAAGAGCAAAGAUGACCAGGCGAGUAAGAGGAGAUCGAGACAGGACCAAAUGAAAAGGAAAGAGACUCUUGUGAAGGAACUGGGGGAAUUGCUAAAGCAGGAUGUGUCUAGCUUUUUAAUUCCUGUCAUCGGGUUCUACUGCCAGAAGUGUGAGGAGUUCUUUGAAGACAUGACCACUGCUGAGAGCCACACAGCAACCCACCGGUGGAAUGAGCUUAGCAUGCAGAAGCAUGGAGACAGACGACCUGAAGAUGACAGACAACCUGAAGAUGACAGAGGGCACCCUAACCUUCACAGCAGACACCCCCUGGCCCCAAAGCGGAGGGACCAGAGAGACCCAAGAGAUCAGAGGAAUCCUGAGCACCAGAGGGAUCACAGGCACCCUGAUCUUAAAUGCAAACUAGGCGAGAGCCCAAAUGGUUACAGGAACGACAGGGAGAAGAUAUAUGUCAAAGAGGAACAACCUGGAAGCCCCAGGAUAAAGAUGACUAUGUUCUGCGGGCACACUCCACCAGGUCUGCAAAAGGCCAGGGGGAGAGAGGAGAAGGGAAUGGUGGAUAAGGGCUCUGGUGCUGCUUCCUCUGGCCCUGCCAGUGGGAGACAUGGUAGGGUGAAACCAGACGAGGUUGAGACCAAAGGAAAGCCCACCGUGGAAGUAUGUGACAAAAAGGAUAAAGAUAAUGGAGAAUGCAGUUCCAGCAGUGACAACGAGAAAAGUACAUCUCCUAAAGGCCACAAAAAGAAGAAGAAGAAGAAAAAGAAGGAUGAGAAGUCUUAGCUGCUGUACUGCAUGUCCUGGUUUGAUUGUUUCUGUGGAUGACCUGGCCUUAGGUAAGUUUGGCAUUGUGGUUGUUUCAGAAGUUGUAGCUUUGAAAGUUAGAAGGAAACUAUUCCUGUGACCUGUUCUCUCCUUUUGAGGUUGCCUUUUUUCAACAAUUAGUUUUUCUGUGUUGUAGUGGAUAACAGCACCUUUUCAUUAAAUGCUGUUGGAGGACAGGACAUUCCAGGUGAAUACAGCAUUUAUCAUGUCCAGAAUCAUUUUGCUGCCAGCCACUGAUCCCAUUGACAAUUAACUUACUGUAAAUGUUUCUAUAAAAAACAUCUCAUAUUGGGCCAUGGUCACAUUUGUUUGUGUUUAUAUUUCACUUGGUUCAACCUUGAUUUAGUGCUGCAAAUAUUAUGUAAUGUAUUUUUGCAAUUAAAUGUCAACUUUCAUUUGAA